GAUUGCUUUUUUCCCAGGGAGCGCGAACGCAGCGUCAGGCCUCAUGAGAACCAUGUGACGUUUUGUUGACGGUAGAAGACGAAGGGAAGAUGGCGGCCCGCUGGAGCAGCGAGAAUGUGGUGGUGGAGUUUCGGGAUGCGCAGGCCACCGCCAUGUCAGUGAACUUCCUCGGCUCGCACGCCGUUCUGUCAGGGCGGCGUUUCCUGUACAUGGUGAACCUGGAGGCUCCGUCUGAAGCGCCGAGGAAGAUUGGGCGCCAGAGUAAAUGGGACGUCGGGACGGUCCAGUGGAACCCGCACAGAUCCGAGUCGCACGUCUUCGCUGCCUCGAGUAACCAGCGUGUGGAUCUGUACUCGUGGAGGGACGGCUGUGGAGAAGUUCACACCUCCCUGCAGGGACACACCCGGGUCAUCAGUGAUCUGGACUGGUCCUGGUUUGAGCCGGAGUUCCUCGUCACCAGCUCAGUGGACACCUACAUCUACAUCUGGGACACCAGAGACACUCGGAAACCCACGGUGGCGCUGUCUGCUGUCGCCGGGGCGUCCCAGGUGAAGUGGAACAGGAAGAACCAGAACCUGCUGGCGUCCAGUCACGAUGGAGACGUUCGGAUCUGGGAUAAAAGAAAGCCGAACACGGCCGUGGAGUACGUGGCGGCUCACCUGUCGAAGAUCCACGGCCUCGACUGGCACCAUGACAACGAGUUCAUCUUCGCCACGUCCAGUCAGGACAACUCCGUCAGGUUUUGGGAUUUCCGACAGCCCAGGAAGUACCUGAACAUCCUGUCCUGCCAGGUCCCGGUGUGGAAGGCCCGCUACACGCCCUUCUCUAACGGUCUGGUAACAGUGAUGGUUCCUCAGCUGCGGAGAGAGAACAGUCUGCUGCUGUGGAGCACCCUGGACCUCAACAGUCCCGUCCACGCCUUCGUGGGACACGACGACGUGGUGCUCGAGUUCCAGUGGCGGCCGCAGAAAGAAGGUUCGAAGGAUUACCAGCUGGUGACGUGGUCCAGAGAUCAGACUCUGAGGAUCUGGAGGGUGGAUCCUCAGCUGCAGAAGCUGUGUGUCAGCGACGCGGUGGAUGACCUGAUGGAGGGGAUGUCCAUCGCCGCGGAGACGGAGAAGUCUCUGUCGUCUCAGGAGCCCAACAGUCAGUACAGCGUCGGCCUCGCCGGGGAAAACCUGCAGGAUCCAGACGGCGCCCUGAGCGCGGCGGUGGGUUCAGGCGUCCCUCAGACUCUGCAGCAGGAGUUCUCUCUCGUCAACCUGCAGAUCAGAAACGUCAACGUGGAGAUGGACGCGGUGAACCGCAGCUGCGUGGUGUCGGCUCACUGCGGGAGCCAUCAGGUCCACCUGGUGGUCAAGUUCCCGGCGCAGUAUCCCAACAACGCCGCGCCCACCUUCCAGUUCGUCGCCCCGACGACCAUCCCCUCCGCCAUGAAGACCAAGAUCCAGAAAAUUCUGACCGACACGUCGCUGCAGAAAGUCAAGAGGAACCAGAACUGUCUGGAGCCGUGUGUACGACAGCUGGUGUCCUGUCUGGAGUCAGACAUGGUGCAGGAAGACGGCCCGGCCUCGGGACCCUUCGUCCUGUCCAAUCCCGUCGCUCCGGCCCUGCAGGCGUUCCCCCGCGUCACCAACACAUACGGCUCCUAUCAGGACGCCAACAUCCCAUUCCCUCGGACCUCCGGCGCUCGUUUCUGCGGCACCGGAUGUCUCGUUUAUUUCACUCGACCAACCACCAUGCACCGCUCUGUCCCGCCCACCGAGCCCACUCCCAGGUCCCUGUCGGCUCUGUCGGCCUAUCACACCGGAGUGUUGACGCCGAUGAAGAUGCGUUCAGAGUCUCAGAGCUCCCUGCGGCUGUACAGCGGCAGCCCGACUCGCUCCGACAAAGACACCGUGUCCAUCUCGUCCUUCUACUAUAAGGAACGGAAGCCCCCAAUCUCUGCCUCCCGCCGCUGGUCUGUGCAAACCCUCCAUGAUUGGCCGAAAUCCCGCAGGUUUAAGACCAAGCGAGAGGGGGCGGACUACGGCAACCGUCCAAUCAAACUGGCGGGGAAGGUCAUCAUCCAGGAGAUUUCCUGUCUGCUGCCCGUCCACAAAGCUCUGGGAGAGAGUUACAUUCUGAACAUGAACGACAUCCACGAGACGUGUCAGAAGAACGCAGCGGCGUCGCUCAGCGUCGGACGCAGAGACGUGGCCAAGGUGUGGGCUCUGGCGUCUGCAGCGACCAGUCAAGACCUGAGUCCUGACUCUGACCCGGACUCAGAGACCCCCUGGGCCAGACACCCGUUUGGACGCCACCUGCUGGAGACUCUCUUGGAUCACUACAGUCACAUGAGUGACGUCCAGACUCUGGCGAUGCUGUGCAGCGUGUUCAAAGAUCAGAGUGGACCUCUGGACUGUUUCUCUCUGUACGGACAUCAUCCGUCACGCUCCUCCAUGCUGCCUCCGCACCACUCACGAUACCCCAGCUACACGUCCAGCUCCGUCACCUCGGGCUCGUGCUCCAGCACCUCGGACUCCAUCGCCACCGUCAACUGGAACUCAGGUAGAGACUCUGAGCACGCCAACCCGUGGGGCGAGUCCUCCCCUGACGACUAUCGCUAUGGAAACCAGGGUUACAGCGAUCCACGGGAAAGAGAGCGAGAACAGCACGACAUGAACAAAAGACUGCUGGACCCCGCCAACACGCUGCAGUUUGACGACUUUAAGAAGAGUUACGGGGAAAUCCUGCACCGCUGGGGUCUGAGGGAGAAAAGAGCCGACGUGCUAAAGUUCGCCUCUUGUCCUCCUGAACCUCACAAAGGCAUCGAGUUCGGCGUGUACUGCUGUUACUGUCGCAGUCAAGCUCGUGGCACGCAGUGUGCUGUCUGUAAGCGGCUGACCUUCCAGUGCGCCAUCUGUCACGUGGCCGUCCGCGGCUCCUCCAACUUCUGCCUGAGCUGCGGCCACGGAGGACACACCAGUCACAUGAUGGACUGGUUCCGGCAGCAGGAAGAGUGUCCGGCCGGCUGCGGCUGCCACUGUCUGCUGCAGAGCACCUUCUGAUGCCACGGACGCUCCGCAGACGGAAACCAACGCACCUCCUGGGAGAGACGGGCGGGGUGACGGGACGGAUCUGAGCCUCUGACACACAGAGAAUCAAACAGCUGAUGGCGACGCUAGUCCGUCCAACAGAGGAUAAAUCCUCCUGACAGAACCAGAGAAAACUGAACUGGACUCUCUCUGUUUUGGACACUUUGCUUAAAUACCCUUUAAGGAGACAUUUCUGUAUCUUACAGUCACUUGAUGCUCACAGCGGCCUUACAGAGUCACAGGACUGUUAUCAAAUGUGAAGAAUAACUUUCUGAAUAUUCUGUCAAGAAAAUGAAGAAUGUGUGAAUCUCAACCAAACUAAAUGAAG
Molecule: messenger RNA, 3405 nt
Organism: Sander lucioperca (pikeperch)
Lineage: Eukaryota; Metazoa; Chordata; Actinopteri; Perciformes; Percidae
Gene: wdr59
Product: WD repeat domain 59
Exons: 28
Coding region: 90-3050 (986 amino acids)
Molecular function (GO): protein binding
Source: RefSeq, a predicted model, not a curated record